UUGGCCGGUAGGUCGAUUCUUGCCUGGGCAGCACAUGGAGCAGCCCCGUGGGCGUGAAGAGCUACAAAUGCAUCACAAUCGUCGAGUAACAAGGUGAGACUCCGAUCGUAGAAGAUGACAUGGACGGUGUGCCAUUCACCAUCGUUCACCCGAUUCUUCCGUUCAUUCUCCAUACGUAAUGCCUUCGUUGGACCGCCAAGUGAAAAUUCUGCUCUAAGAAUACGGUCCUGGAUGGAAAUCUCGAUAAAAUCCGAGUUACGAUCUCCGGAGAACAGUAUGACACCCUCGUGA
Molecule: messenger RNA, 291 nt
Organism: Haemonchus placei
Lineage: Eukaryota; Metazoa; Nematoda; Chromadorea; Rhabditida; Trichostrongylidae
Source: the annotation of a GenBank genome assembly